AUGAUAAUGAGGAGCCUGCGUCUGGCAGAUGUUAAGCAUCGGGACCAGGAAUUGAGGAGAAUAAGGAGAAUUCCGAUUGAUACUCUUUUCCUCUCUUCCGAUCUGGCUGUCACAAGAUUUUCUGUUCAUGUUGUAGAGCGUCUGUGUGAGAUACCUGUAGACCCCCACACACACACAAUUAAGCAAACGAGUCAGAAUUUGGUUGUUGCGAUGAUAUCUUGCUCUGAUGAUGUUUUUCAUUUUAUGGACGAAAGCUUAGUAUCUUUACACCGGAAUCCAAAAAGAUUGCCUCGGAAACAGCGUUAUCAUGAAUGUUCCAGUAAAGCCAAUCGACAGCUGGUCAAGCGGAACCCGCCGUCGUCUUCUGGUGGAAUCGACCUUCGAAUCUCUUUAUCAAACACUUUCACUCGAAAUGGAAGUAAGGACAGGAGUUAUUCCAUUGGUCGACCGAAAACGAUUUUUCGGUUUCUUCGCCGGUUUCUUCAUCAUGUCAAUUUGCAGCAUGCCCAAUUAAUUUUGCUGUGA
Protopolystoma xenopodis is the source of this 525-nucleotide messenger RNA. The record is from the annotation of a GenBank genome assembly. Lineage: Eukaryota; Metazoa; Platyhelminthes; Monogenea; Polystomatidea; Polystomatidae.